Galeopterus variegatus (Sunda flying lemur) is the source of this 579-nucleotide messenger RNA. RefSeq names its product endophilin-A3. Gene Ontology annotation, cellular component: glutamatergic synapse; cytoplasm; presynapse. Gene Ontology annotation, biological process: synaptic vesicle uncoating. The annotation marks the transcript as partial. NCBI's taxonomy places the organism in Eukaryota, Metazoa, Chordata, Mammalia, Dermoptera, Cynocephalidae. Gene Ontology annotation, molecular function: protein binding. The transcript has 5 exons. The record is from RefSeq and is a predicted model, not a curated record.
CUAUUUAGUGAAAAAAUAAGUGGUGCUGAAGGAACAAAACUAGAUGACGAAUUUCUUGACAUGGAAAGGAAAAUAGACGUUACCAAUAAAGCUGUUGCAGAAAUUCUUUCAAAAGCCACGGAAUAUCUUCAGCCAAAUCCAGCAUACAGAGCUAAGCUAGGAAUGCUGAACACUGUGUCGAAGAUCCGAGGGCAGGUGAAGACCACCGGAUACCCGCAGACAGAAGGCUUGCUGGGAGACUGCAUGCUGAAAUAUGGCAAGGAGCUCGGGGAAGACUCCACUUUUGGCAAUGCAUUAAUUGAAGUUGGUGAAUCCAUGAAGCUAAUGGCUGAGGUGAAAGACUCACUUGAUAUUAAUGUAAAGCAAACUUUUAUUGAUCCACUUCAGUUACUACAAGAAAAAGAUUUGAAAGAGAUCGGGCACCACCUGAAAAAGCUGGAAGGCCGCCGCCUGGAUUACGAUUAUAAAAAGAAGCGAGUAGGUAAGAUUCCAGAUGAAGAAGUCAGACAAGCAGUAGAAAAAUUUGAAGAGUCAAAGGAGUUGGCUGAAAGAAGCAUGUUUAAUUUUUUAGAAAAUGAU